Molecule: messenger RNA, 5696 nt
Organism: Oreochromis niloticus (Nile tilapia)
Lineage: Eukaryota; Metazoa; Chordata; Actinopteri; Cichliformes; Cichlidae
Exons: 2
Coding region: 2010-5369 (1119 amino acids)
Biological process (GO): DNA integration; DNA recombination
Molecular function (GO): DNA binding
Source: RefSeq, a predicted model, not a curated record
AAAAGCAGAAGGCUAAACUUGGAAUGAAUUUUAAGAAACAUUUAUUCCCUCCUACACAGAGAAGAAAAACACGUUGAGUGCCGGUGAUACUUUUCCAAACAGCUGCCUCUUUGUUUUAUGAAUCCCUGUGCGAGACAACAGGUACAAAUAUUAAAAAUCCUGCUUUCACUGCUCUCUAUUUUGAACGUUAUUUUCACUUUAAUUAUUUCAAGAAUGUGCAUCUCACUCUGGAUCAACUCUCUUUUCCCAGUAUGAGUGAUAGAAACAGAUGCAGGGUUUUUCCUGGCUCAAAGUAAGCCUGUGGGGGUUGACUACAUACGUAAGCACAAGUGUUCUGCAUAAAGAUAUAGCAAAAGGUCUGUGUUACCUUAUUUAUGAGAAAUCUGCAAUUCCCGGUUAUUUCUAGGGAACUCAUGAACAAAAUGCUUGAUAUCACAUAACCAUGUGAUGAUGAAGGUUUGUGCUACACGCUUUAAUAAAUAGGAAAUACUAUUUAAUAUACUUCAUGUUAAAACAGUUAUUAAAUUAUGAUUUCUGUUCUGUAGUUUGACAACACAGUAUCCAAGCACCUAUCAAGAAACUGAAGGGUAAAAAAUACAAAUAUAAAGGAAAUUAUUUAUUUAUUAGUAUUACUAUUUAAUGUGCACGUUUUUCACUUCAGCUCAGUUGCAAACUUUUCACCUGGUGUAUGAGCUUCUCCCUGUAUAAAGUUCAUUAUUCAUUAUAUCUAGGAGGGACUACGUGCAUUUCAUAUUAGGGCUACUGCACAAAUACAUAUAUUUAUCAUAUAUUCUAGACUCUUGAUACGUUCACACCAGAUGAUCUCCUAAUGGCCUUGUAAAGGUGAAGCGAAUCAGAGUACAGGACAUCUGAAACUAAAGUUAAAUCAGCUGGGGGGGUUUUAAAAGGCUUGUUUAAUAUCACAUAUAAUAGUCAUGUGUUUAUAAGAUCUUGCCUUCUUUCUCCUUUACUUUGCAUUUUGCUUUGGUACCUGUGUGCUCUCCUCAUUUCUUCUAAGGCUCUUCAAUUUAAAAGGGAGUUCUUCCUUCCCACUGUUUCCAAGUUCUUCUAUUAGCGAACAUCUGUUUGUUGGGGUUUUCACAUAAAUAUUGUAAAGUCUUUACAUUACAAUAAGUUUCUUGAGACAACUACUUCUAGGCAGAUUUCUUGUAGGACAAGUAAUUUUUCCCCUUGUUGUCUCCUGACUGGCUCUGUAUAAGUAUGAUAUACCAGGCAGCUCUGCUCUAUUGAUCUGAUUAGUCAAAGUAAGCCUGUAAUGGACAGAUGGUUAAUAUGGUCCAAUAUUUUGCCAUAUAUAUUAUUUUAUUUUAUUUUUAGUGUCUGGCUUUUUUCCCCACACUGUUCCCAAAGAUAACUUCCCAGAUGGUUCUAUGUAAAAAACCAUCUGCGCGUCAGGUUAGACAAGAUGUCUCAUAUUUCACCCCAAAAAGUCUUUGCGAAAGUUGUUUGAAUUUCUCAUUGGGUAAAAUGAAUUUAAAAAGAGCCUCUUAAAAGGUUAAAAAUCCAAUCAAAUCCAAAACAAACAAAAAUAAGUCAAGCACAUUUUUGAGUUGACAAAGACUUUAAAUUGGACUGGACACAAAGUUAAUCAAUGAGUGAAAGGAGUGGAAUUAAGUUCCCUUUCAGUCGAUUCACUCGGUACAAAACAUAAGUAUGGGAUAUCACGCCCUCGCGUGUCCUGGCUGAAGAAACCUUUAUUCACGCCUUUAAGGCAGAUGACGUGUGAUGACACGUGCACGGCCCCGCCUGCACAUAUAGCCGCUGUCAUCACGGUCAUCCCUCAGUUCUUACGCGCUUCACCUUGCUGAGAACACCUCUGCUGAGUUGGGCUAGCUAGCUGCUGCUAGUUAGCUCCGUUGUCUGCCGACUUGAACUUAGCUUAACUGCCCCUGUUGGUGUUAGCCUCCACCACCCAGUUGGUGUGUAGGCUGCCCGCGGAGCGCUAAUUUCAAGUUUUUCCUCUGCAGCGUUUCGCUUUGCGUUUUGGAAUGGACUCCAAACCGAAGCGAGCAAAGCAGAAAUCUUCGGUUCGCCCCUGUCCUCAGGGAUGUGGUUUCUGUUUGCACGACAGCGACCAGCACGAUGCCUGCCCUGUCUGCCUGGGGAUCGUCCACGCUAGGAGAGCGUUGACGGAGCCCGAAGCCUGUGCGUUUUGUCGCCAGCUCCGGCGCUCGACCCUGGAAAGACGGGUGACGUUUGUGGAAAAAGUGCUGGGACGCUCGGCUAUCGCACGGUAUGACCCUUUCCUUUCCGAGUCUGGAGCCCCGGCUUCGUCCGAGUCCGAAGACGAGGAUUUUCCGGCCGAUGUCCCCGCAAUUAGCUGGGCUGACCACAUGGAAUAUGUUGACGGGUUAGCCGAUGACGAGCCGGAACCAUGCAGGAGCACUGACGGGCUUCAGCCUGGGUUGAAGCCCGCCAGCGCUCCCCAGGAAGACGAUGACGUGCUGGACAUCGGCCUGGACAUCCAUGGUUUGUCGGAGGAUGAGCAGGAGAGCUCAUUGUCGGCCCAAUGUGCCGCCGCUGCUGCGCCGGUCGGCCACGAUGACACCUCUCUUUUCUCCCUGUUUCACCGUGCUGCUGAGAAGCUGCAGGUGGACUGGCCCUCUCCUCCGCCAGCUCAGAAGCCGUCGCGGUUCGCGGGUUUUUUCCUCCCACCGGAGCCCGCAACGGCCAAAAACUGCCUUCCCAUGUUCCCAGACUUUCUCUGCGAGCUAACAGCAUCAUGGGACAAACCUCUGUCUACCCGCGUCACUGUGCCCGGCUAUGGACAGUACAUGGAGUUGGACGGCGCCGAGGGGGCUGGCUUAGCUAACCCACCCCCUAUGGAGCCGUCUCUGGCUGCUUAUCUGGCCCCGUCCCAUAACCAUGGUGUCGGCGGCCCCGCAACUCUGCCAUCCAAGCACUGCAGAUUCUCUGCUUCGCAGCUGGAGAAGAUUUAUCGGGCUCAGGCCGGCACUGCUCGCGCCAUGAGCUCCGUCACCAUGCUCCAGACGUACCAGGCAAUGUGCCUGGCAGAGCUCGGAUUGCUGGUUCCUGAUGCCAGCCCGCUGGCACCUCUUCUUAACGAGGUCAGAGUCGCCACAGAUUACAUCCUCCGUGCGUCUCGCUGUGCAGCGCUCUCCCUGGGCAGAGGGAUGGCUUCGACAGUAGUGGCGCAGAGGCACCUGUGGCUGACCCUCUCUGACGUCCCGGAUAGGGACAGAGCUGUAUAUCUGGACGCACCAGUGUCUGCGGCUGAGUUAUUCGGACAUUCACUUGAAGCCAUUCAGGCUAGAUUCAAUCUGAGGAAGAAGCAGACGGAAGCUCUGCGCGACAUCAUCCCCAGACGUCAGCCCAAGCCCAAGCCCGCAGCUAGCUCUCACAGGCCCGCCGCUCCUCUGCCGACUGGCAAGAGACCGGCGCCCACUGCUGAAGUGGGUGCGCCGCCAGCGAGAGCACAUCCUCCGGCCCGAGCUCCACGCCAGUCGGCCUGGAGCAGAGGCCCACCCUCGGGCCCCGGCGGGACCCGACGCCCAGGAGGAAGAAGCCUCAGCCCUCCUAGCUGUGGUUUCGAGUGGAGAAGGGGUCCAGCAGCAGGGAGACGCUGCUUUUACCCCUCUGUUGCCGCCCAAGAGGUGCCGCUUAAGUUCUGUUCAGGUUGUCAGCCCCAGAAGGCGCUGCACUUUCCUAACACAGUCUCCCAAGCACAAAACCCCUGCACACAAAAUGCCUCAGGUAACUCCCUGUUCAGGUGUGUUAAAUGUUCAGGUGACCACAUCAAGUGUUCCCACUGUUUUUCUUUGUUGUGCCCCAGAAAAGGUGCCUCCAACAAAAUGUAUGAAUGUACAUGUUCCCAUGUUACAAUCAAUAAAGAGUGUUGUUUAUUCUCAAACAAUCACACUGGUGAGAGAAUGGAGGUUACACCCUUUAAUAGUGGCUCAGAUUUGGGAUCUAUUUGGCAAGGCGCAAAUAGAUCUUUUUGCUUCCAGGGUAAAUACUCACUGCCCCCUGUUCUUCUCCAUAAUCGACCACGAUGCACCCUUGGGCUUGGACGCGCUAGCGCACCAAUGGCCAGACGUGCUCCUGUAUGCAUUUCCCCCAGUGGAAAUGAUAUCUCCAGUUCUAGAGAGAGUGCGUCGGCAUUCCCUCUCUCUGAUUCUAGUGGCCCCUUGGUGGCCCACAAGGUCGUGGUAUGCAGAGAUAAUCAGCCUGCUAGCAGCGAGUCCUUGGCAGCUUCCUCUCCGCAGGGAUCUCCUCUCUCAGGCGGGAGGAGAAGUGUUUCAUCCGCGCCCAGAUCUGUGGCGCCUUCAUGCUUACCUGCUGAGAGGCUAAACUUGAUUGCUAAGGGUUUGCCACCCAGUGUGAUAGCGACAAUCCAGAGCGCUAGGGCCUCAUCUACUAGAGGCUUGUACGCUUACAAAUGGCGAGCCUUCGAGCAAUGGUGCCAGGACCGCCACACUCUCCCAUUUCAGUGCUCUAUUGUGGAUGUUUUGACAUUCCUGCAGGAGCUGCUGGAUAAGGGCCUUUCAUUUUCAACAAUUAAGGUUUAUUUAGCAGCUAUAUCUGCUUGUCAUAUUGGCUUUGACGGGGUGACACCAGGUGCACAUCCCCUCGCCAUACGUUUUCUGAAAGGGGUUCGCCGGCUGAGACCCGUGCUUAAGUCCAGUGUCCCUGCUUGGCACUUGUCUUUGGUGCUGGAGGCCCUUUGUAGCCCCCCGUUUGAACCCAUCGAGUCUGUGGAUAUGAAAUUUCUUUCAUAUAAGACUGCACUACUUCUCGCUUUGGCUUCGGCAAAGCGAAUGGGUGACCUUCAUGCGCUGUCCGUGCAUCCCGCCUGCACACAGUUUUCUCCUGAUGGCCACAAGGUCGUAUUGCGUCCAAAUGCUGCCUAUUUUCCCAAGAUCAUGCCUGCAUCUUAUAGCUCAAUGGAGUUUGAGUUGCUGAGCUUUUGCUCCCCUCCUUUUGCAUCUGAGGAGCAGAGGAGGAUGCAUUCUCUUUGUCCAGUGCGUGUGCUACGCACCUACAUUGAGCGCACUCAGAAUGUGCGUUUAUGUGACCAGCUGUUUGUCUGCUUCGCCAAUCCAAAUAGAGGUAGAGCUCUGUCCAAACAGAGGCUGUCCCACUGGAUUAUAGAAGCUAUCUCACUGGCAUACGGUACCAGAGGUCUUGCUUUGCCCCACGGGGUGAGAGCUCAUUCCACCAGGGGGAUGGCAACCUCAUGGGCUCUUUUUAAAGGGGUGCCUGUAGCUGAUAUUUGUGCGGCAGCUAGUUGGGCAUCACCGCACACUUUUGUGCAGUUCUAUCGGUUGGACGUUACAGCCCCUUCGGUGGCUCAUACUGUCCUUUCUGCUGGGUCUACCACUCACUAAGGAAGUGGUGGCCCGAUUCCGGUUCGGUGGCUGCUCUGCGGGGCGUGUAUAUAUGUCCCAUACUUAUGUGUUGUACCGAGUGAAUCGACUGAAAGGGAACGAAUAGUUAUGUCUAUAACUUCUGUUCCCUGAAGGAGAGGAACGAGGUACAACACAAGGUGGCCCCACUGAGCAGUUUGGCUCGGUGAAGAGCGGCUAUCGAACUGAGGGAUGACCGUGAUGACAGCGGCUAUAUGUGCAGGCGGGGCCGUGCACGUGUCAUCACACGUCAUCUGCCUUAAAGGCGUGAAUAAAGGUUUCUUCAGCCAGGACACGCGAGGGCGUGAU